This is a messenger RNA of Malaclemys terrapin pileata, 2058 nucleotides long. RefSeq lists its product as uncharacterized. Bases 17 to 1096 code for a protein of 359 amino acids. The record is from RefSeq and is a predicted model, not a curated record. NCBI's taxonomy places the organism in Eukaryota, Metazoa, Chordata, Testudines, Emydidae. The transcript has 9 exons.
UCAUCACAGUGGAAAAAUGAAGAUCCUGAAAGCCCAGUUAGAAGCCUACCAAGAGUUGGUAGACAAGAAAAAUAAGCAAUGGCAAAAUACAACUAAGAGUCUGAGGGAGAAAAACGGGCAACUGAGCCAAGAAAAUAAAGAUCUUCUUUACCAGAUAAAGCAACAAAAUGAGAAAUGGGCAGAAGAAAAGACUUGGAUUCUAGAAAGUUUCUCUCAAAAACUAGAUCAUCUGUAUACUCAGCACUCUUUGACACUGCAGGAACUUCAGAGGAUCAGACUGAAUAUGGAAAAAGUGCAAGAGAUAGUGAAUUUACAGAUGGAUUUUCCUCAGGAAAAAUCCUUAGUUACAGCAGAAAAGGUAGUUGACGAGGUGGAGGAACAUGAACAUUUGCUGCAAAAAGAAUUUCUGUGGAAAACACAGGCCAUGCUGGAAAUGGCAAAGCAGUCCUUACACAAACGAGAGAGAGAGGUAGCUGAACUUCUACAAAGCGAGAGUGGACACAAUGAAACAAUGAAACCUCAAAUCACAGUUACAACAUUACUAAAAACUCUUGUGAGCAAGGUCCACACUAUAUAUUGUGAUGUACCUGAGGCACAACAAUGCAUCAAUCAGCUUAUUGAGAAGAAUGAUGCUGAAAGGGCUGAUCGGAAAGAAGAAUUUAAUAAUGCGCAGGCUGACAUCCUGUCCUAUAAAGUUAUUUAUGGAAAUAAAUCUACGGAUUACAAAAGGGAACAGUUUUCAGUGAAGCUUUCCAGAAAUCUUGUGACUGCAAAGUCUGAAUUAGAAUAUGCUGAAACAGAGAAGAUUGCAUUGGAUUGCAUCCAAAAGGGGGAAAUCCCAGACUGGAUUAGCAAACAUUGUCCAUAUUUAACCUUGAUAGAUUCUGACCAAAAAAAGUAUGCUGAUGAGAAAAGCCACCUUCCAGAUGAAGCCAUGCAAACACUCAACAGAAAAUCACAGGAUGUGGAUGAAACAAAGGAGCAGCAAGGGAUGUACCAGCUUUGGGCAGAGACCCCCAUCACAGAUGAGGGGGUGUUGUGUGGAAAGGGUGGAGCAGAGAAGCACAUUAUGAAAGAGCCCUGGAGCGAAAACUGAUUGACAGAGUGGGCAAAACUUUCAAAAGCACUUAAAUGAUGCAGAAGCCUAAGUCCCAUUGGCUUUCAAUGGGACUUGGUUCCUCAGUCACUUGGGUGCUUUUGGAAUUGUGACCCCAAGUUUAGAAGCAUUCUAAUAUAAUUUUUAAAAAUCUGGCCUGAACCUGCAAUGGAAUUGGAUGGAUGGGACCCCUUGUGCCCCCCCAGAACCCCAUUAACUUAACAGGGUCUGUGAGGGAUCAAAGGGAUGCACCCACACUGAUCACAUCGCAGCAUCAGGACCUAAAGUAUGUCACAUUCCUACUUUCAUUAACAGGAAUAGAGCUGGUCAGAAAAUGACUUGUUUGCAAAAAUAAAUGUCCACUCUUCAGCAAAAUGAUAGAAAUUUUCCCACCAACACUAAAGCUGGUUGAAACUCUAGAGAAAAUGUUUGCAAUUUUCUAUUUGUUUGUUUUUAAAGAAAUUGUGUACAAUGAAACAUUUCCAGUCAGCUCUAAACAAGAAAAUUGAGUUUUACAAAUGGUUCAUCACUUUAUUAUUUUUGUUAGUGAAAGAAAACCACAGUUCUGACUGCUUUCCAACAAUUUUUGGACAUACAAAUAAAAAUAUUUUAAAUGUUUGUAUUUAGAAAAGUUUGUCUAAAUAUUGAUAGUUCCAUUUGAGUUUAAAUUCAUGUUGGUUUUGGCUCCUUUCUGUGUAAAUGUGACUGAGUGCAGCAUGACUGGGAAAUGAAGCCAGGCAUGGUAGAUAGCUAUCCAGUACUAAUAUAUAUGCAUGUAUUUCUCUAUUGUUUUAAAUGUCCUCUUUUCCCCCUGGCCUGUAAUAUUCCAGAGUAAUAAGAGGGAGAGAACCUUGAUUCAGUUUUGUAACUUUAUUAUUUAAAUCUGUAGCAUAAAGCCUGUUUAUAAAAAUCAUGUUACUGUAGUGUUUAUAUAAUAUAUGUAUGUGUUGGGGUGAAAGGAG